Carcharodon carcharias (great white shark) is the source of this 2186-nucleotide messenger RNA. RefSeq names its product mitochondrial ribosome-associated GTPase 2 (gene mtg2). Lineage: Eukaryota; Metazoa; Chordata; Chondrichthyes; Lamniformes; Lamnidae. Gene Ontology annotation, molecular function: GTP binding; magnesium ion binding; GTPase activity. Bases 510 to 1739 code for a protein of 409 amino acids. The record is from RefSeq and is a predicted model, not a curated record. The transcript has 7 exons. Gene Ontology annotation, cellular component: mitochondrion.
GAGCCGUUCCCUUCCCCCUGCUGGGCAUUGCCGCUUUCCCUCUUCCUUCAGCUCUGAUGUUGUUGCUAAUAUCCGCUUGAGAACGACAGGCCGCGGACGAAUCCCCGGACUCGCGUUAUAACCCCGCCCGGCUGUGGGCCUCGGCAUUGCCCUUGUGGGGGAGUGAGCCGAAAAAGGGGCGAGAUUACCGGGCGACCAAUGUAGCUGUUGCAGUCAGUGUUGUUGUCCAAGCAUGAAGAAACUUCAAAGCCAUUCUGGAAUAUGCUUUUAAUUAUUAAAAGUUUAUUUGAUAAAGGGAACUUUUUUUUUACCCCGUUGGGGAGAACGAGCACCUGUUUUUUUAAAACUAUAACCACAUGGAAAGAGGGAAGACCUGUAUUGAAAUAACGUCUCGAACCUCUUCAGGCAUUUAACCCAACUCUCAGUGGCUGCUUGUAACUGGAAGAAAUUGAAAUUGGGCAGGAAAAGACUUGUUUCCCAGUAUUGAGCUUUAAAGUUUUCUUCCUACCAUGUUCAUAAGCCGGAUCUUGUCACUGGGAAAGUGCAUUCCACCGCAGACUUCUGUAGAAAGUGUUUGGUUAUGCCAACAUGUGGCAUGUAAUCUUUUGGCAUACUCUCACGCCAACAACACUUCAUUACGAAGUUUCACCAUAAGUUGUUUGAAAUACGCUAAGGCUCGAGGCCUCCAGAAGAAGAAAGGGCUUUCUGAAAAGAAACUGACCCGGUACUUUGUGGAUCAACGUAAAGUCAGUGUGUUUGGCGGGAGAGGCGGUGAUGGAACAUGCACUUUCCACAGUGAGCCCCGCAAAGAAUUCGGAGGACCUGAUGGUGGAAAUGGAGGGGAUGGAGGACAUGUUAUUUUAAAAGUUGUUCGACAAGUAAAAUCACUGUCAGCCAUCGUGUCCCUUUAUCGUGGCAAUGAUGGAGUUUCUGGAAGAAGUAAAAAUUGUUACGGAAGAAAUGCAGCUCACACUUACAUAAUGGUGCCGCUUGGUACUGUGGUCAAAGAAGAUGGGAGGAUAGUUGCUGAUCUCUCAUCUCACGGAGAGGAAUAUAUCGCAGCAUAUGGGGGGCUUGGUGGCAAGGGCAAUCGGUUCUUUCUGUCCAAUGAGAAUCGGGCACCAACAACCGCGACCCCAGGAGAGCAGGGUCAGCAGCGGGUCUUGCAGCUGGAGCUCAGGACCAUGGCUCAUGCUGGUAUGGUUGGCUUUCCCAAUGCUGGAAAAUCUUCUCUUCUGCGAGCUAUCUCAAAUGCCCGGCCGGCAGUGGCUGAUUACCCGUUCACUACGUUAAAUCCUCAUGUUGGUGUUAUACACUAUCGAGACUUUGAGCAGAUUGCAGUUGCAGACAUCCCUGGAAUCAUCAGAGGAGCUCACAGAAACAAGGGCCUGGGAGUUUCCUUCUUGAGACACAUUGAACGCUGCCGCUUUUUGCUAUUUGUGCUCGAUCUGUCAACACUGGAGCCCUGGCAGCAGCUGGAAGACUUAAAAUAUGAACUGGAGCAGUACGAUAGGGGCUUAUCGGAAAGACCAUUUUGUGUCAUUGGGAACAAAAUAGACCUUCCAGAGUCCAAAACCAAUCUUGUUCAGCUUCGAGAAAAAUUAAAGCAGUGUGUAAUAAUCCCAGUAUCUGCACUGACUGGUGCAAAUGUUGAAGAACUUUUACUGCAUCUCAGGGAACUUUAUGAUGGAUACCUGGAGAGCACCCAGAUUAAGGGCUGCGUGCCAGUAAAGUGGUAAAAUUAUACUUAUGGAAAUAUAUAUCCAAAGUAAAUUAUGAAACUAGUCAAAAACAAAUUGUGAGAAUCUUUUGUUCUGAAUAUAAAAUGUUGAAGUCUUUAUGGUUCUUUGUAUAUUAUUUCGCUUCAGAAAUGCAUAUCACCAAGAUUUUGUUACAAUGGAAAUAAUAUAGAUUUAUUCACGUGCAAAAUGGAUAGAUUUCUUUCUGAAAAUGUUUUAAAAUACAGUGAGUAAUUGAAGCAUGAUUGAAAGGAACAGAUGACUUUGGCCCAAUAGUCUUCAAAGCUUUCCACCAUUUUGGGGGCUGGGGGACAUAGUGUUCUUAACCCUCAUGUCUGGAUCUGUUGUAGGCUAAUUGUUAGAGAUUGAUUGCUCUGAUUAGUGAACAACUGCAUUAUUCCUGCAUUAUUGUUGUAUAAAGCAACUACCAAGAUGGUAGAAAGUGAA